Closterium sp. Yama58-4 is the source of this 1914-nucleotide messenger RNA. Lineage: Eukaryota; Viridiplantae; Streptophyta; Zygnematophyceae; Desmidiales; Closteriaceae. The record is from the annotation of a GenBank genome assembly.
AUGGCGCAUGCCGGAGUGAUGAUGACUCGAGCAGUCGUCCCUUCCAUGGUACCUCGUUUCGACACCACCAGCACCUCUUCCGUUUCCCGCCAAUGUGACCUUCCUAGAGCUUUCUUCGGUCAACAGCUCACCUUCGCCGCCUCUUCCUCCCCAUCUCACGCGCAACCGUCGAAGCUCCCGCGAACCUUCCCCUGCGUUCGAAGCAGCGUGAACGGAAACGAGCCCGCGGCGCAGCCGUCCCGUCCCGAGUACAUCCCUAACCGCAUCGACGACCCUAACUACGUGCGCAUCUUCGACACGACGCUGCGCGACGGCGAGCAGUCGCCCGGCGCGACGCUCACCAGCAAGGAGAAGCUCGACAUCGCGCGCCAGCUGGCGCGGCUCGGCGUCGACAUUAUCGAGGCGGGCUUUCCCAUCGCGUCGCCCGAUGAUCUCGAGGCGGUGCGGACGAUCGCCAAGGAGGUGGGAAAUAACAUCGACCCAAAGACGGGGUACGUGCCCGUGAUCUGCGGGCUGGCGCGCUGCAACAAGGCGGACAUCGACGCGUCGUGGGAGGCGGUGCGGCACGCGGCGCGGCCGCGCAUCCACACGUUCAUCGCGACGAGCGCGAUCCACAUGGAGUACAAGCUGCGCAAGACGCCCGACGAGGUGGUCGAGAUCGCGCGCAGCAUGGUGGCUUAUGCGAAGAGCCUCGGGUGUAACGACAUCGAGUUCAGCCCCGAGGAUGCCGGCAGGUCGGACCCCGAGUUCCUGUACCGCAUUCUGGGCGAAGUGAUUAAGGCGGGCGCGACGACGCUGAACAUCCCCGACACGGUGGGGUACACCAUGCCGUCGGAGUUCGGCGAGCUGAUCGCCAAGAUCCGCCAGAACACGGAGGGCGCUGAGAAUGUGAUCAUCUCCACUCACUGUCAGAACGACCUGGGGCUUGCAACGGCUAACACGCUCGCGGGAGCCAAGGCAGGAGCGCGGCAGCUGGAGGUAACGAUCAACGGGAUUGGCGAGCGGGCGGGCAAUGCGUCGCUGGAAGAGGUGGUGAUGGCGAUCCGGUGUCGCGGGCAGGAGCAGUUCGGAGGGCUGUACACGGGCAUCAACCCCAAGCACAUCGCGCUCUCCAGCCGCAUGGUGACGGAGUACACGGGCAUGCUGGUGCAGCCGCACAAGGCCAUUGUGGGCGCCAAUGCCUUCGCGCAUGAGAGCGGAAUCCACCAGGACGGCAUGCUCAAGUACAAGGGCACGUACGAGAUCAUGGCGCCAGAGGACGUGGGCAUCGUGCGCACUGACGCUGCAGGCAUUGUGCUCGGCAAGCACAGCGGCCGCCACGCCCUCAAGACGCGCCUGCAGCAGAUGGGGUACGACUUUGAGAACGCAGAGUUGGAUGAGGUAUUCAAGCGGUUCAAAGCGGUGGCGGACAGGAAGAAGAUUGUCACGGAUGGGGACCUGGAGGCUCUCGUCUCUGACUCGGUGUUCCAGCCCAAGACCAUCUGGCAGCUCGCUGACCUGCAGGUGGUGUGUGGAACCAUGGGGCUGCCCACAGCAACGGUGAAGCUGGUGGGACCUGACGGAGUGGAGCAGAUCCAAGCAGCCAUGGGCACGGGGCCUGUUGAUGCUGCGUACAAGGCCAUCAACAACAUCAUUGAUCUGAACGUGGAGCUGACGGAGUACUCGCUGUCUUCAGUGACUGAGGGCAUUGAUGCCCUCGCCUGCACGCGCGUUGCCAUUCGCUCUACCGGCGAUGCGCACACCGCCACACACUCGCAGCACGGCAGCAUUGAGAGGACCUUCAGUGGCAGCGGUGCUGACGAGGACAUUGUGGUGUCGUCUGCCCGCGCUUACAUAAGCGCUGUCAACAAGAUGCUGGGCUUUGGUGACUCUGCAGCUUCAAUUGCCAGCCGGCACCAUGUGAACGUAGCGUGA